AAAACUCUUUUCUAGUGAGAGAAAAAAAACUCACGGCUUCAACAAUGGCAACAUCUGAGAACCUUGAUAAGCUGAUCCACAAGAAAGGGCAAUGGAAUGAGGACGAAGACAGGGUUUUGAUGGAAUACGUUCGCGAAUACGGCUGUGGCCGGUGGAACCGCAUUGGCAAAAUUACAGGGUUACAAAGAUGCGGAAAAAGUUGCAGAUUGAGAUGGUUGAAUUAUCUCAAUCCAAAUAUCAAACAUGGAGGUUUCAACGAGGAUGAAGAUGACCUUAUCAUCAGGCUUCAUCGACUCUUAGGAAACAGAUGGUCAUUGAUUGCUGGAAGGGUGCCUGGAAGAACAGACAACCAAGUGAAAAACCAUUGGAAUACUAAUCUGAAGAAGAGGGUAGGUUUCGUCAAGAAAGGAGACAAACAGUCCAUGAAAAGGGAAAGGCCCAUUGAAAUUCCCUCAGACAAUAAGAGACUCAAGACUGUAGAAAAUGGGUUUGGGGUGACCGAAAACGAAGGCCCGUCAAAUGGCGACGCCACAAAAAUGUUGAACUUAGAGCUAGAGAAAGAAGAAGAGCCAAACUGGAUCCCUACCGAGGAUGAUUUUUUUAACUUCGACAUUCCUGAUUUCAUGGAUUUUAUUGAUUUCACUAACUUUGAUCAUUGUAGUUGGUUGUAGGAGAACUUGUAUCUCUUUUUUUCACAAGGUUUCUUUGUAGAUUUUGGCUGAAUUUGGUGAACAUGUUAUAAUCUAGGUGUUUUUUUCCUUCUGAAAGUAAGCUAUUUAGCAUCUUAGUUUGUUUCCAACUUGACAUGGGUUUAGACUGUUUAGUACCAAAGACUUUGGAAAUGUACUAU
Messenger RNA from Impatiens glandulifera, 850 nucleotides. Its product is annotated as transcription factor WER-like. Lineage: Eukaryota; Viridiplantae; Streptophyta; Magnoliopsida; Ericales; Balsaminaceae. The coding region runs from base 45 to 671 and encodes 208 amino acids. The record is from RefSeq and is a predicted model, not a curated record. The transcript has 3 exons.